UCAGCUAUAUGAUUGUUUUCCAGUACUAACAAUGGAGGAAGGCGAAGAGAAAACUGCAGUGUCGCCUGUCAAGGAAGAAAACGAUGCUACUUCAGACGCAACUCCGGAGCCUGUACCUGGACCUAUGGUAUCCCCGGUUACAGAGGAGCCGGUCUGUGAGACCAAGCGGAAAAUUGACGUGCUGCUGAAGGCUGUGGGAGAUACUCCAAUCUUGAAGAAUAAAAAGUGGACUAUGGAAAGAACGCGUACUGUCAAGGGGCUAAUGGACUUUAUCAAAAAGUAUCUUAAGAUGGAAUUAGCAGAGCAGUUGUUUAUCUAUGUUAAUCAGUCGUUUGCUCCAUCACCUGACCAGGAAGUUGGGACAUUGUAUGAGUGCUUUGGGAGUGAUGGAAAACUUGUGUUACAUUACUGCAAAACGCAGGCUUGGGGAUGAAUUUUCAACUAUUUGAGAUGGAACUUUAUAUUGGGAGGGGAAACAUUGUAAAUGUCUGCCGUUUAUUGCGAUGUGGUGUCCUCUGUCCUGCGUUACAACCAAUAGGACGAAAAAAGGAAAGGGACUAAUGCAUUGCAAGAUAAUCCUAUUUAAGUAUCUGACUUAGAGAUACUUUGAUAAAUGGUAACUCUGUUCACCAUCUCAGACUAAAAUCAUGACUGGCUUGCUACAAAAAAAAACAAUUACAAUGAGGACUGCAUAUCAAAACCAUUUUCCAUGUGGAGACGGGUUUUUGCUUCUGCCUGUUUGCUGCAAAUUCAAGCUGCACUGAUCACUCUGUCUUUAAUGAUUUCCAAGUGUAAAUAUGUAAGAAUAAAUCCUAUAUAUGUAUACAA
Molecule: messenger RNA, 828 nt
Organism: Bombina bombina (fire-bellied toad)
Lineage: Eukaryota; Metazoa; Chordata; Amphibia; Anura; Bombinatoridae
Gene: ATG12
Product: autophagy related 12
Exons: 4
Coding region: 32-433 (133 amino acids)
Biological process (GO): autophagy of mitochondrion; autophagosome assembly; nucleophagy
Cellular component (GO): cytoplasm; phagophore assembly site membrane; Atg12-Atg5-Atg16 complex
Source: RefSeq, a predicted model, not a curated record